GAGCCAGCGUCAAACGCGUCAAACUCUUUGUUUACGACUGUUUGCCAGCAUAAAUUUCUUCGCAGCUCAGGAGCGUGAAUAUUCGUGUGCAGCUGAGAAGUAACAUCUAGUAUCUAGUGCGUCUACAAAGUUUUCAAACAAAAACCUUUGCCACUGCAACCCCAAGGGACCUGCUUCGCUGCGUUGAUUUGUGAUGCAGUCAGUGACCCGUUUUUUGUUUUUUUUUCUUUCAACAGCUAGCAGCUGAUUCCUCGAACAACAAAACAGGGAAACAGUUUGUGCGUCUCUUGAAUGAGUGCGUAUUUGGAUGGGGGUGCGGAUCAACUGUUGGUAUCCGCUGGUAACAACAAUCCGAAUUGCGUCUGUUUCAAUUGAACAAUUCAGUGGAACGGAACGCAAUGGAAAUUGCAGCAGAAGCUGAUGCGGAUACAUCUGGAGGUUCAUCAAAUUUGUUCGAGGAAGACCCAGUAAGGCUUCAUCCAACGAGUUCUGCCGAAGAAGUGGAGGAUAUCGAUAAUUUGAACGAGGGAGAAAUUGAGGUGCUAGAAGAGGAAGUGUUGGAGGAUGAGUAUGUUCCAGCGGAUUUGGUUCCAGUUGAAGAAGUGCAACAGGAAAAUGCUGCUUCCCAGGAUGAUCCUGGGGGAGCAAUGUUUAUCAAUCAACCAACGAUUAAUAUGGAAAUUGAUUUGGCCCGCAUCCAUCAGCCUGGUUUCCUGUCACCUGUGGUGAUAUUGAACAGCAGUUUGAUGGUGGAGCCCGUCCCGGAGGCUCAGGCAACUAUCGAAAUCCUCCAAGAGCAGGAUGAUGACCAGGGAGCAGAAGAUGACGUGGAUAGAGCAGCGUCGGCUGCAGCGACUGCUGCCAUGAUGGAAGGCCCGAUAGUACUGAUUGAAGAUACCUUGCGGAUGGGUGCUCAUGCACAGGAACCUCAAGCUGGUCCGUCUAGUAAUAGGUACCUGCCAGAAACGCCAAUAAGUCGUAAACGACGACGAACGGUGACCCCGCAGAAACCAGCUCCACCGCCACCCACAGUGGAUCCGCAGUACGACGACGAUGACGAUGGAACAAUCUGCUCGAUUUGCCUGGACAGCUGGACCCUGACCGGUGAGCAUCGAUUGGUAUCACUCAAGUGCGGACACUUGUUUGGGUACAUGUGCAUCAAACGCUGGCUGCAGGACAAUCCGGUACAGAGCCGAUCGUGUGCCACGUGCAAAACGAAGGCCCAUCUCAGGGACAUACGACAUCUGUAUGCCAAAGCGGUGAAAGCGGUGGACAAUUCCGAGGAAAUGAGACUGCGCCAUCAAGUAGAGGAGGAGAAGAUGAAAGUAAGUAAGCUGGCAGUUGAGCUGCAAGUGGCCAGUAUGGAGUUGGAGUUGCAACGAACGCUGGCAAACGAGUUACGUUUAAAAUUAAAAGACUACGAACAACGAGGUGAGCUCAGAACGAACGCUUCCUUGAUGGGGGAAGUUGCUAGUGUUGCUAAGGGGCUGCGUAACUACAAAAUUGCCUUGGACAAAACUAUCGAUCUAUGCCGUGAACCGGGGUGUAGGGUAAUGGCCUAUGGAAGCAAACGUCACCACUUGUUGAUCUCACAAAAGUCCACCCAGAAUCUUUUUCCCGGCUAUUCAAUUAAGUUCGUAGAUAUACCAACAUUCCAGCAUUCGUCGGUGCUUCAUAUAUCGGGUAAAAUGAUCCGAGACAUCAGCAUAGACGUCGAGGAUGAUCUGUUUACUGCCGCUACGAGCGAACGCUGUGUAAAGCUAUUUUCGUUUAACAAUCGCUCGGUUGUGACUUUCACACCAUCGGAUGCAAACGUGUGGUCCUGUGCCUUUGACCGGGAGAGAAGUAAGUUCCUGUACCUUGGUACUCAAUCUGGAGCAGUGUACGUGUACGAUAUUCGAAACAGCAAUCAGUUCGUGGAAGAGUUCCGCACGGAGGGCGAUUGCUCGCCAAUUAUAAACAUUUGUCCGGUUUCGUCGAGUAGUUCAAUUCCUUUCGGUGGCUUCCUCGUUUGUAAACUCACAUCCUGCUGGUUCUUCGAAUACACAGCAGCCCAGAGGGUCGAGUCUACACGACUCAACGUAGAUGGCCCGUUUACUGCCAUGAAUUAUUGCGAAAACACUGGCUAUAUCAUGAUAACCACCCGACCUAGCAGUCGUCACUCGAGGGCUCGCUACAUUCUUGCAAGCUUGGUAAAAUUGGACUCGAUAUGUGCGCUGCAUAUCGUUCACACCAUUUUCGGUUCCUCCGUUGAGCCUAACAUGGUUCGCAGUGCCCAAAUCAGUUUGGACAAAAAUAAUACUCUGGUGGCGGCCUACCUACAGGACGAUCGCCAACUGGCUACCUGGAGCGCCAGCAAAGGGAGCGAUCGAGUGCAGAGUCUUCCGGUUUCCGAUGUACUGUGGGAUCUCUGUCCGAUUUACGAUUCGAACCAGGUCUUCUUGGCAGCACUUUCGGACAGCAAGUGCCGCGUGUACCGGGCCUAUUCUGAGUAGUUUUUAUCCACUUGGAGAAACAGAGUAAGUACAAGAGCGCGAUUGUGUUAUUGAGUUUUCUAAUGCAGUGCAUGAAACGGUGAACUGUCGUACGGUUUUCCAUUUUGUUCGCUUGUGAUGAUCCGCGUAUUAUACAUAGUCUUCACAAAAAGCAAAGUACCAAAUCAAUAAUGACCACUGUUUCUAGGUUAAUUGAGUGAGUUUUUUUUAUAACUGCAUUCGUACAAAUAAAAAGCCAUUCAUACGAAUACGA
Molecule: messenger RNA, 2748 nt
Organism: Armigeres subalbatus
Lineage: Eukaryota; Metazoa; Arthropoda; Insecta; Diptera; Culicidae
Product: E3 ubiquitin-protein ligase RFWD3
Exons: 3
Coding region: 399-2495 (698 amino acids)
Biological process (GO): interstrand cross-link repair; protein ubiquitination
Cellular component (GO): nucleus
Molecular function (GO): protein binding; ubiquitin-protein transferase activity
Source: RefSeq, a predicted model, not a curated record